Venturia canescens is the source of this 2229-nucleotide messenger RNA. RefSeq names its product X-ray repair cross-complementing protein 5-like. The record is from RefSeq and is a predicted model, not a curated record. NCBI's taxonomy places the organism in Eukaryota, Metazoa, Arthropoda, Insecta, Hymenoptera, Ichneumonidae. Gene Ontology annotation, biological process: telomere maintenance; double-strand break repair via nonhomologous end joining. Gene Ontology annotation, molecular function: DNA helicase activity; double-stranded DNA binding; telomeric repeat DNA binding. The transcript has 13 exons. Gene Ontology annotation, cellular component: Ku70:Ku80 complex. Bases 280 to 1959 code for a protein of 559 amino acids.
GUAAACACACAACACACCCCACACUCCCACACACCACUAAACACAACACUUACAGACUUACACGUUGUUCAAGUUCCAAGUUUCAAACGUGUUUUGACUUGAAUCGAAGCCGGUGACGACGUCUGAACGAUCAUACCAAAAGUUUGUGCAAGUUCAAUAAGAAAUUCAUUUCAAUUACUUCAAAUGUUGUCAAUAAUUGCUUAACAUCGUAUUCAGAUAACAGUGCAAUAAAUAAUGUAAUAAAUAAGUUUUUUUUCAAGGUUAUAAUACAUUGCAAAGAUGCCCGCCAAAAGUGACACGGAAAUUGUCUUUUUUCUCACUCAUGUUGGGAUUACAAAACUGAAUGAAAAUGCUGUUUCCUUCGAAAAAUCGAAAAAAGUUAUGAAACUCGUUGCAGAAAAAAAGAUUUUUCUGCGUCCCAAAGAUGAGAUUGGAAUUAUGGUCACUGGUCAUAGUGACUAUGACUCUGAGGUGGAUGAAAAAUGCACUAUGCUUUAUCAACCAAGUCAGGUACCGACCUGGGACAUGGUUGAAAAUAUCUUGGAUUUGAAACAGUCGAAAAAUAGUUUUCGCAACUGGCCGAAGGCCCUCAAAGAAGUAUUCGAAGAACUGAAACAACUGUCAAUGGAAUCACGUCUCAUUCUGAUUCUACUGUUUGACUGCGAUGAUCCUUGCCCUGACGCUGACUCCACUGAUUCGGCAGCCCUGAUAAAUGAGAUCAAAGAAAUGGAUAUUCGGCUCCUGUGGAUUGGAAGUAAAUUGCUGAACGAUCUAGAGGUUGAAAAACUGAAUGACAGUGAACGCUUGCUCAAAAAAAUCGUUGAUGAAGUUGAAGGAAAAUACAUGACAAUCGAACAAACUUUGCAAUCUUUGAGGAUAUUUGAAAAUAGCAAAGAUCGGUACAUGGCUUGGAAAUGCCUGUUUGAAAUUGGUGACAUGAAGAUCGCUACUCUAACAUACGUGAAGGCAAAAGAAGAUGACAAUUCACCAACGUUCAGUUCAAUCAAUACUUCGGUUGAAGAUGACGAAGAGAAGUCAAAUGUAGCCAGAGCUGAACGUGAUUUCGUCGACAGACACAGAGAGGCUCAUCCAAUUUCUGAUACAAUUUCUGGGUAUAUGUAUGGAAGGAAAUUCAUUCCGGUGUCAGAAGCCGACGAGGCAGGCUUGCUCGAGAAUACGGAAAAAAAAUCAUUCGAAUUACUUGGAUUUGUGCGAAGAAGUAAAAUAAGACUCGAACAUUUGGUGGGUGAUUCUUCGCGAAUCGUCCUUCCCGACGGACCGGAGGCAGCAAAAUCGCUUUACACCCUGGGUCAGGCGCUGGAGCUACUGGAUCGCGUCGCUAUAGUAAGAAGAGUUUAUAACGCGAAUUCUGACCCGAAAUUGAACGUGUUUGUCCCAUCGUUGGAUCUUACAGAUGAACCAUCGUGCUUCAUUCUCGUCGAAUUGAUAUAUCAGGAAAAUCGUCGUUUCGUUCAACCAGUUUCGCUCACUUCUGCAUUUAAUGUUUUGGAAGAUGAGGAAGUGGACGCUGUUGGAAAUUUGAUUAAUUCGAUGUUGUUGUAUUCAAACGACGGGGAGGAUGACGAACUUUUUGUGGCCGAAGAAGUUCCGUCACCGGGUUUACAGCAUUUAUGGAAUUCAUUGAGCCAUCGCGCUUUGAAUCCUGACGCUCCUCUACCACCAAUGGACGAGGACCUGAAAAAGUCGCUUGAGACUCCUGAUUUCAUCAAAGCUAACUCUGAACCUCAUCUAAAGAAGCUUAGACAGUUGUUCCCAAAGGAAAAGAAAGAGGAUGUUCCUUCAGUGCCAGAGAACACAAACCAGAAAGCGAUUUCGGAACCGAGUGAAGUUAAGAAACUUGAGCCUAAAUAUGAGGAAAAAGUGGACGAACCAAUAUCUCGACCGGAUGAGUCCGCCGUUGAUUUGGACGAGCUUUUCGAUGGCGAAAUGGACAUGUAAAAAGAGUGUUUCAACACCUUCACUGAUACAUUGGCAAAUAAUAUAUUCUCAUUUGUUACCACUCUAGUUUAUUUUUAUACGGUUGAUAGAUUCAAGCUGUGCUGUGAAUUUCGAUAUGAACAUUGUUGUGACGCAGUGUUUAAUUCUUCUAAAAGUCAGUUAAAAGAUGACCAAACUCAAGUCACAUCAAAGUAUUUAUUUUCCUGCUAUUCUGUAUUUUUAUCCUUGUGUACUUUAAGGUUUUAAUUAAAUAAAAAAAAGUAGAUCUUA